This is a messenger RNA of Folsomia candida, 3753 nucleotides long. Its product is annotated as fibroblast growth factor receptor 4. Gene Ontology annotation, biological process: protein phosphorylation; cell surface receptor protein tyrosine kinase signaling pathway; positive regulation of kinase activity. Bases 657 to 3158 code for a protein of 833 amino acids. The record is from RefSeq and is a predicted model, not a curated record. Gene Ontology annotation, cellular component: signaling receptor complex. Gene Ontology annotation, molecular function: transmembrane receptor protein tyrosine kinase activity; ATP binding. The transcript is spliced from 14 exons. Lineage: Eukaryota; Metazoa; Arthropoda; Collembola; Entomobryomorpha; Isotomidae.
CACAAACUUCCUUCAAGUAUCAAGCUUGAUAUCCAAUCCACCACGCAAAAGACCAAACCCAAUCAAUGGCAAUUUGUUGGAAAGAAGUAAAAAGAGCAGGUUCUUCUGCUCAUAUGGUAAACUAAGAAUAUAAUCAAGUGCUUAUCCUCUUCAUUCAUUCAUUCUAAGAAAAAUCUCCGUUUUCUUGGGGCGGACAAAAUAAAGAGCGUCAGAUCAUCCACCGCUAUCGAAGAGUGAACAUGCCAUAUCUCCAGUGAAAUAAAAUCUCAGCCUCUCUCUUCCACGAGACCCAAGGAAUAGAAAAUGUGACGAAGGAAAGGCACCAACCAAGCUGCUGGUGGUGGAUGCUCUUCUUCUUCUUGUCGGUGCGUGGGUUAGUUGACUCCUUGGACUCUAAAAAGUAGCUGCUUGACUUUAUUUAGUUGCUUGCUGCCAGCAGGCGAUUCAGAGUUCUUCACUUUUGUCCGUUUCAAUUCGCCUCGACUAAAUAUUUUAAACUGACUAUUUCGAAUCGUGUUUACAAGUUUUUUUGUUUCGAACAACUUUAUUUUGUGAUUUUCGGUUAGUUUCCAGUUAGUUUCAAAAAGUUGGUCAAAAAGUUUACUACUUGCGUGAGAAAAAUUUAUUUUAGUGUUCGUGGAGGGAAACCAAGAACCAUGGCGAAAGUGUUGUUAAACUUGCUGAUAUUCUUGUUGGCGGCGAGCGGCCUUGUCGCAUCAGCGAAGGAUAAAGGCGAUAAAAAGGAUAAAGCUCUGAAGCCGAUAAUCCCUAUCCAUCUUUCUGAAGGGCAGAAUGCGACCACGGUGCUUAAGGGGAGUACAAUUCAAAUCGUUUGCAUCGGUCCCCAUGAACCAUUUGAGACGACGAGAACAGAAUGGUGGAAGGAUGACAAAGAAAUAGAAGAUGCUCACCAAUGGUCAGGCUUCGAAAUUUCUAGACUCGGGUUGACCAUUAACAAAAUCCAACCAAGCAGUUCCGGGGUAUAUAAAUGUAUUCUGAAGGAUGAACACUCGCCUGAUGUCAAUAAUAUCCACCGCAAUAUCAACAUAACCGUGGUGAGAAAGAAGGACGGAGAGAAGAAGAAACAAUUAGUCUCAGAACAUGACAGGGAGUACGACGACGAUGCAGAAUAUUCUGAAGAAAUGCUUAUUGAUUGCGACCGUAUCAGAGCUAAACCUGGAUUUUCUGAGGAUGCUCCUUAUCUUUGUUUCGAACGUCAUGGGGACCGGCUCAAUCAAUUCCAUAUACUUCCAGCCGGAAGUGGAUUAACACUUAAGUGUGACCCGAAAGGAAACCCCCCACCGAAACUUCGUUGGUAUAAAGACGACGAGCCAUUCUCAGCGGCUGGCUACCACUACAAGAUAAGCAACAAUACGUUAACAAUGAAGGAGGCUACAGAGUCCGAUUCGGCCGUGUAUUCUUGUGAAGCUUAUAAUUCGCAUUCAAGAAUCAGAAUCAACAAAGAAGUCAAAGUUCAACAGGUUAACCAUGCCAAACCGAUAUUUACUGAAGCACCUAAAAAUCUAACUGUGAUGCAAAUGGGUAAUGCGUUCCUAAAAGUGGAAAUAUUGAGUGACGCUGAAUAUUUCGUAAUGUGGAUGAAGCAUUCUCCCGAAAAUCCCGAAAUAUUUGAAACCGUCGAGUCAAGAACCGACGAUGACUAUUACCAAGAUUCGCAUAUUCUUUAUUUGGAGAAUGUGACUCUAGCUGACGCUGGUUGGUAUACCUGCUUAGCUACUAAUAGCAUCGGUCGGGCAAACAUGUCUGUCUAUCUUGACGUAGUGACAGAAGUGAAAACCGACGCUGCUGUUUCCAGCAAUGAGAUUGCCCAAAUGUCUGAAAUUGUAGCGAUUGGAAUUCCAUUGGCCGCUGGUAUUUUACUUCUCUCGAUAUUCGCAGUUUGGUUCUUCACUAAUAGAUAUCAGUUAAAAAAACUAAGAAUGAAGAUUAAGGAAGGUAAUAAAGGUUGGACUAAGGUAGUCGUCGUGGAUAGAGUUCCGGCUCGUGAUAGUGAAGACGGUGCAAUACUAAUUCCAGAAGUAAACAUAAAAAGUGUUCCGACAAACCGAGCCAACGCUCAAGAAUAUGAACUUCCAAAAGAUGAAAGGUGGGAAUUUCUUAGAAGUCGCUUAAUAAUUGGAAAGUAUUUGGGUGAAGGUGCCUUCGGAGAAGUUUGUCAGGCAACUGCCCAUGGGAUAAUUGACCGAGGAGUAACUACCACCGUUGCCAUUAAAACACUUAAAAAUACACACUCUGAUGCUGAUAUGAUUGACUUGAUAUCGGAAAUGGAGACCAUGAAGGAGCUCGGAAAACACCCAAAUAUAAUCAACCUACUCGGAUGUUGUACUGAAGGAGGACAACUACUCGUCAUUAUGGAGUUUGCUGAACAUGGCAGUCUGUUAGAAUUCCUUCGGACUAAUCGGAACAAUUACACUUUUAAUAAAAUGAAUAACAAUCCCGACACGGUACUUCAAGUUUAUGAAAAUGACCAAACAGCAGCCAUACCGUCCGGACAAACCGCCUUAUCAUUUAAAGACCUGAUGUCGUAUGCGUAUCAAGUAGCACGAGGAAUGGAUUAUUUGUCUCAAAGAAAAUACGUGCACAGGGAUUUGGCUGCAAGAAACGUUCUUAUUGCUGCUAACCACGUGGCUAAAAUAUGCGAUUUUGGAAUGACCAGAAGUACAUUUGCAAAUGAUUAUUACCGAAAGAAAUCGGAUGGACGUGUCCCCAUCAAGUGGAUGGCGCCGGAAACACUAAUCCACCGUGUUUAUACUUCCCAGUCUGACGUAUGGUCUUACGGAAUCCUUCUUUGGGAAAUUGUCACUCUUGGGGGUUCACCAUACCCAACUAUUCCUAAGAUGAACUACUUGUUAGAAUUUAUACAAAGUGGUCAACGGAUGUCGCAACCGCCUAAUUGUCCCACAGAAUUAUACAUCUUGAUGAGAGACUGCUGGAUGGACAACCCAACUGGUCGCCCUAUCUUUAGUCAUUUAGUCGAAGACAUUGGACGCAUUCUGUACAUUGCUUGUGAAACGGAAUAUCUUGAACUAGAGGUUCCAGGACCUCCUGAAGAAAUCGUGACGCCUCCCAGCAGCCCAGAAAACUCUCGACCUGAGAUCAUGUUUGAUCCUGAAUUUAUAAAGUCAUUUACGGCCUAAAUGAGUCUCCGUUUCUGUCUUGAAACUUGUGCUUUUUCUGCUAUACUAGAAAAAGAGAUAAGUUAACAUGCCCACCUUGUUCUUGUUUUUAUUUCGUAUAGUAUUACUAGAUACCAUUAAGUGUUUUCUAUUAUAUUAUGAUUAUUAUAUUAUUGUUAUACAAUAAAUUACUACUAUGCUCCUGAAAAUUAGUCAAGCAAGGUGGCAGCUAUAGUUGUAUUACAGUAUAUAAGAAAUCAGACAUCACGUUUUUGUUAUUAUUGUCAUUAUUGUCAUUUGUUAUAAGUAGAAAUAGUUUUCAGAUUCAAAUUGUUUAUUAGUCAGAGAAAGGCAGCUAGCUACUUAACUUUUAUUUACACAGAGGUAUUUUUUUUUGCUUUCCGUUCAGAUCUAUUAUUACUAAAAAUGCAACUAUAUCAUGAUUUACACACGUGGUUAGACUUAUAUAAUAAUUUUAUUGUGAAAAACUUGCAGAAACUAUUUACUUGUAUUGAUUAAUACCAGAUGUAUGUACGCAUUUAGUUAGAUCGGUCAAAUAUUCACUUGUUCAUUGUUGACAAAUAGUAUUAAUAAAGGUCACGUCGGUUAAUCAUUA